GUGAGUUCCUUCGGGGUUACUCCGGCAGUAGGUGGACUAUCAUCUGGGACAGUUGGGGAAGCCUCCACAGCCCUGAGUUCAGCAGCCCAGGUAGCUUUGCAGUCUCUCUCUCAUGCAAUGGCUUCAGCCGAGCAACAGCUACAGGUGCUGCAAGAGAAACAGCAGCAGCUUUUGAAGCUUCAGCAACAGAAAGCAAAGCUGGAAGCCAAGUUACAUCAGACAACAGCUGCAGCAGCUGCAGCAGCAUCAGCAGCAUCAGCAGUAGGUCCUGUCCACAACUCUGUGCCUUCCAACCCAGUGGCUGCCCCUGGAUUCUUCAUUCAUCCAUCCGAUGUUAUUCCACCCACUCCAAAAACAACACCACUUUUUAUGACUCCACCACUCACUCCACCCAAUGAAGCAGUUUCUGUUGUGAUUAAUGCUGAACUUGCACAGCUUUUCCCAGGCUCAGUCAUUGAUCCCCCAGCAGUCAAUCUUGCAGCACAUAACAAAAAUUCCAACAAGUGCAGAAUGAAUCCCCUUGGUUCUGGUCUGGCUCUUGCAAUUUCUCAUGCUUCACAUUUUCUUCAACCUCCACCUCACCAGUCCAUUAUUAUAGAGAGAAUGCAUUCAG
Messenger RNA from Dipodomys ordii (Ord's kangaroo rat), 613 nucleotides. RefSeq names its product baculoviral IAP repeat-containing protein 6-like. NCBI's taxonomy places the organism in Eukaryota, Metazoa, Chordata, Mammalia, Rodentia, Heteromyidae. The record is from RefSeq and is a predicted model, not a curated record. The transcript is spliced from 3 exons. The annotation marks the transcript as partial.